This is a messenger RNA of Papilio polytes (common Mormon), 2012 nucleotides long. RefSeq names its product potassium/sodium hyperpolarization-activated cyclic nucleotide-gated channel 3-like. The record is from RefSeq and is a predicted model, not a curated record. The coding region runs from base 129 to 1775 and encodes 548 amino acids. NCBI's taxonomy places the organism in Eukaryota, Metazoa, Arthropoda, Insecta, Lepidoptera, Papilionidae. The transcript has 12 exons.
CAAGUCUAAAAUGGGAAGAUAUUUUGCAGCGCUAGAUUUUAAAAAUAUUUUUUUCAAUAAUUUCAAUUUCCUCCACCUUUAGAACUUAGGUUAUUAAAACGCAAAACUGAAAAUCAGUUAUUGUUAAAAUGAAUUCAGCAGUAGAAAAGAAUAUUGACAACUUGGGUUCUAAAGAAAGAACACAAAGAGGACUGUUUCUAAGGAAUUUUUUUAUGGUUUCUGCGAGCCACCCAGUGAUAUUUCAACAUUUUCGGAGCCACGCAGAAAUAAUAGUAGAACGACACCGCCAAAUUAUAGAAGGAGGAAGGGACGUUAUCCAUCCCUAUAGUAAGUUUAGUUUAUUUUGGUGCAGUUUUAUGAUUCUGAUAAAUAUCAGCCAUAUGAUUUGCUCGACCCUCCGACUUUGCUACAUCCUGGAAACGGAAGAAGGCCCGAAACCUCAUACCGUAGAUUCCGUAUUACUUUGUCUCCACGCUGUGUGUUUUAUCGACAUGUGUAUUAAUUUCAAAAUGGGUUACCGAAAUGUCGAGAAGAAUAUUGUUCUGAAUCGAAGCAGAAUUAUUUGGCAUUAUUUACGAAGUUGGUUCGUGGUGGACUUCGUGUCGUGUCUACCGCUAGCAUAUGUUCUACUGCAUAUGGAGCUGACCGGCUAUCGCUACCUCCUUUUCGGUCACCUGAUGGCAACCCUUCGCGUACUCCGGAUUGCCACCGUCGUUCACAACUUGAAACCUAUAAUGCUGUUGUUCACAGAGUCGUACAUCUGGCAUCGCACAGUACGACACACCCUGCUCUUCCUCAUCUCAGUGCACUGGACAAACUGCAUCAUUUACAUCCUACCCGCACUCGGAUAUUACUGGACGGGCAAGAUGCCGAGGCAAUACACGUUGUUCCUUAACAGCACAAGCGGCGACCUAUCUUCCUACUCACCAGGCAUACGCUACAACAAGGCGCUAUUCAUCACUCUGAGCGCGUUAGUCGGAGUGGAUCCUUCAAUGCUAAAAGUUUCAACAGUUGAAGAAUUUGUAUGCUUUUCUCUUAUUGUAUUUUAUGGAGCAAUGUUUAUGGUGUACACGUUAAUUUUUUUGUUGAAAAUAUAUAUGACAUAUUACAACUCUGCUACGCGAUAUCAUGGACUUCUCAGUCAGAUGGAGGCUUAUAUGCAACAUAAACAACUCCCAGCUCAGUUAAAGAUACGCCUGAGAGAGUUCUACAGGUAUAGAUAUCAGGAGCAGUACUACAAGGAGGACGAUACGCUCGAAUGUCUAUCAGAUCAAUUACGACACGAGAUAAUUCUGCACACGUGCUACAAGCUGGUGAACCGCCUGCCGCUGCUAGAGGGACUGCCAGCGAGCGUGGUGGGCGCGGUGAUGGGCUGCCUUAAGCCGGAGGUGUACCUGCCCAAUGAUUUGGUGAUGCGCGCUGGAGACAACGGGGAUUGCAUGUACUUUAUAGCUAAUGGAACUGUCGCUGUGUACUCCUUAAAGGGAGUUGAGAUAUGCCACCUAGAAGAUGGGGACCACUUUGGCGAGGUGGCCCUGCUUAUGGCGGAUAGCAAGCGUGUAGCUACUGUUGUGUCAGUGGAGAUCACACAAGUUUAUAGAUUGGAUGCUGCCAACUUUCGACAAAUCGUAAAGACCAAUCAAAUGUUGUACAAUCGGUUGCAAGAGCUGGCAGCACAACGGAUGCAUGAGACUGUAGUGCUGGACGAUGAGUUUCGUAGACAGCGGGAAAGACAUGUGGAACUGGAUACCUCUGCUACAACUUUACUUAGCUAAUAGUCAAAUGCAAUCGUAAAAUUUUUAUUUCUGUCCAAUAAGAAUUUAGUGUUUUUCAUGAGUAUAUGUUUGUGAACCAAUUGGGAAACAACAACCGCUUUAGAGUGAGGUGUUAAUUUUCUUAGACUGUUUUAUUAAGUAAAAUAUGGACACAAGAUGUAAUAUACUUAGUUUUUCACAAUUUAAGAAGUUUAUGUAUUUUUAAGUUUAAUCAUUUAAUAUACCAAUAAAACAUAG